AUUCAAGAUAGUAGGAAUUGUGAUCGUAAAUGAAGAUGGAGGUGUAUGUUGAUAAAUGAUUUAGAUUAGUAAUUGAUAGCUACCCAUAUGCCUGGACGGAACAAUAGUGGACUUGGAGACAAAGGAAAUCUCGAGAUAGCAUGAUAGUAGAGGUGUGUCCACAGCAGAUGACGGAAGAUGUUGGCUAUGAACCAAGGAGUGGUGGAGGAAUGGCUGUCAGAGUAUAAGACCCUUCCUGACAGUGCAGUGUCCAGCUACGCAGCGUCUCUGAAGGAGAAAGGCUCCCUGGUCCCAGCGCUUUACAAAGUCAUCAGAGAGAACUACAGUGACCUGUUGGAACCCGUGUGUCACCAGCUGUUUGAGUUCUACCGUAGCGGGGAGCUUUGGCUGCAGCGGUUUGUGCUGCAGUUCCUCCCUGAGCUGCUCUGGUCCCUCCUCCUGGCUCCGUCUGCAGCCAGGGACCCACACACCUCAGGCUGUAUAGAGGCCCUGCUACUGGGGAUAUACAACCUGGAGAUCGUAGAUAAGGAUGGACAGAGUAAAGUCCUCUCUUUCACUGUCCCCUCCCUCUCCAAACCCUCAGUUUACCACGAGCCCUCCCACAUUGGCUCCCUGGCGUUGACUGAAGGGGCUUUAGCCAAUCACGGGCUGAGUAGAGUGGUGUACAGCGGGCCUCACCUACAGAGAGAAACAUUCACUGCUCAGAACAGGUUCGAGGUGCUGACCUUCCUGCUGUUGAGUUACAAUGCGUCCCUCAGUUACAUGUCCUCCUCCUCUCUGCAGUCCCUCUGCCAGCUCAGCUCCAGGGUGUGUAUCUGUGGUUUCCCACGACAACAUUUGAGGAGGUAUAAAGGCAUCAGCUCUCGUCUGACCGUCACUUCUGAGUUCCUGGUUCAACUCGUCACUGGGAUACACUACGCACUGUGUAAUGGGGAGAUGGACCUGGGUUCCAAGGCGCUGGAUGAUGUUCUGUACCGAGCUCAGCUAGAAUUGUUCCCUGAAGCUCUACUGGUGGGUAAUGCCAUCAAGUCCUCCCAACAGUGUGCAGCGCUAAAGUCUGGCGCUAGUAAAGAAGGAACUCGCAUCAUUCAGGUGGAGAUGACCCCUACUUCGUCUAGGAUCUCACGGAACGCAGUCACAUCACUCUCUAUCAGAGGACACCGCUGGAAACGACAUGACGCAGUGGAUUUGGGUUCCCCGGACGAGUUGAUGGAUAUCUCGGAAGUGGACGAAGGGGUGUGGCCUAAAAGAGGGUCCGGCCCGGACUACCUGACUCCGCCCACUAUCACUAUCAGCAACAGUAUCACCCCUGGGGUGGGAGGGACCAAGACAGGAAGCAGGAAGUGGCAUUUAGGCGGACGGUCGCAUAAGGAGAAGGAGACUUGUACUCCAGGGGGGCAGGCCUUGAUCGAGAACCUGGAUCUGUCAAUCAAACGUCUGACGCUGACGUCCAGCCAAUCGGUGCCCAAGGGGCCGAGCCAUAGCGCUCUAAGCAGCCUAUCGCGUACAGCCAGCGCCGUGUUCUCCCGCUCCUUCGAAGGAAACAACACUGGAGGUAACCGUGGUAACCCAGAGGCUGGCCGCUAUUCAUGCAGUGGCAGUCUACAGGAGGAGGAGCUAGGCUAUAUAAGCCCCUCCCACACCCAGCGCUCGCCAAGCAUCAGGGUGCACUUUAGGAGUGACCUGUGAACCCUGAUAUUUAACCCUUGACUUCUCACCACCCAUCUAAACCCUCUAACCCCAUGCCCCUGUACCUUUUGAUCUGGACUCCCAGCCUGCCAGUGGGACUGGAACCCAAACUCAUUAACACAUGCCCUCCCUUCUUUCCUCUCCACACCAUUCUUCAUCUCCCCCACCUCUUCUUCUCCAGUAGGACAGCUUCUCACCUCCAAAGGCCGGCUCCUCUCCUCCCCCUCCUCUCUCCCCAAAGCAAGAGCCUGGUGUGAGAGAGCCGGGAGCCUGGGUCCAGCCCUCAUCCCUGGAGUUAUUGAACCACCCCCCCCCCCCCCCCUGGUGGUAACUAGACAGAACUGCAGACUGGACAGAGUGACUCAUUACAACUGUUUUUGUAAAAGGUUUGGAAAUUGAGUAUUUUAAGAGACUCCUGUUUGUCCUGCUUGGCUUUCCAUUCAUCCCUCCUGACCAUGCCCCUGGUGUGUGUGUGUGUGUGUGUGUGUGUGUGUGUGUGUGUGUGUGUGUGUGUGUGUGUGUGUGUGUGUGUGUGUGUGUUUGUGUGUGUGAGAGAGAGAGAAUGAAUGGGAGAGAGAGAGAAUGAAUGGGAGAGUUUAGAGCCCCCAACCCCUUCCAAUCAGCACCCCAAUGGUAAUCCUGUACUCCUACCCAUCAUGCACUAGGGUUUGAACAACCCCAACACAAUGCCAAGUUCACACUCCUGUUGCCAUAGCAUCCCACGAAACGAUUAAACGACAGAUUGCUAAAUUGUAGAAACCUCUCAAAAAAUUAUGAAUGUCGUAAAUGUCUGAAAAGUAUUGAUUGAUGUUAUCCUAUUAGAAGCAAUAUUUUCUCACUGAUCUCAUCAAUAAACAAGCUUAUUGGGGGUUGUAUGUUUCA
Molecule: messenger RNA, 2571 nt
Organism: Salvelinus namaycush (lake trout)
Lineage: Eukaryota; Metazoa; Chordata; Actinopteri; Salmoniformes; Salmonidae
Product: hyccin-like
Exons: 12
Coding region: 178-1689 (503 amino acids)
Biological process (GO): protein localization to plasma membrane; phosphatidylinositol phosphate biosynthetic process
Cellular component (GO): plasma membrane
Source: RefSeq, a predicted model, not a curated record